Messenger RNA from Penicillium verhagenii, 5406 nucleotides. RefSeq names its product putative Ras GTPase activating protein. The record is from RefSeq and is a predicted model, not a curated record. Gene Ontology annotation, cellular component: cytoplasm. Gene Ontology annotation, molecular function: GTPase activator activity; protein binding. NCBI's taxonomy places the organism in Eukaryota, Fungi, Ascomycota, Eurotiomycetes, Eurotiales, Aspergillaceae. Gene Ontology annotation, biological process: regulation of GTPase activity; regulation of actin cytoskeleton organization. The transcript has 3 exons. Bases 1 to 5406 code for a protein of 1801 amino acids.
AUGUCCAGUCAAUUCCCAUCGCUGAAGCGAGCCCAGACGGAUCUCCCCGCGCAGUCCUCAAGUCCGUUACGACACGGGUCAAACGCGUCCACCAAUUCAUCCGCAUACUCGGUCGGAUCCAGCUCAUUUGCCCCAAGCCGGACAAGCACGGUCUCUUCCAAUGCGUCUGUAAUGAGUCAACUAGGUCAUCACCGAGGAAAGAGCGAGGCAAGUGGAGUUAUAAUGGAGUCAAAGAAUGGAGGUUUGGCGAGUGCUGGCUCGACUUAUGAGAAUAUUCGCCGCUCUUUACGACCCUUGCAACAAGCACCCAACAUCGCUCCAACGCCCUCCAACUCUGGUGCAUAUCGACACUCCCGCAGCCACACCAUCGACGAACAACAGUACUUCAAAGAUAUUCGACCGCGCACCCCAGAGUCACACCAUGUCAAUUUCAAGGAAAAUGAAUCACCCCGUUAUAAAGCGCCUGCACUUGAGCCCCAGACACCUCCCCCGCAUGGAGCUUCGCCCCGCCACUGGUCGCCCACCCCAACCCCAGGAUCAUCCAGACCUUCAUCACCUCAAAAGGCCUUGCCCGGAAGCCCCCGCCCAGCCCAACUUACAACUACCCUCUCCACCCCGGAGCUCGAAACUUUCCAAAAAUCAUCCACAAGGCACCUGAGAACACUGUCCAAAUUCGCACAAUCCGGCGAGGGCGAAGAGUUUCAACUUGCGUCGGCAACGGCUUCUGUGAUUGGUCUGCAAGGACGGCGAAGAUUAAAGCGGGCAGGAUCUGUGACUGGGAGGAAUGGCGCCAUAUCACCAGAAAAGCCCAAAGUGUCCUCAUGGGCUGCUGGAAAUUGGAUGGAUCAACAGCGGCAAUUCCUGCAAGCGUAUGAAUAUCUGUGCCACAUUGGCGAGGCCAAAGAAUGGAUCGAGGAAGUGAUGAAAAAGGAAAUCCCGCCAAUUGUUCAAUUGGAAGAAGCAUUGAGAGAUGGUGUCACUCUCGCAGAGGUGGUGCAAGCAAUGUAUCCUGACCGAACUUUGCGCAUAUUUCGAAACGCAAAGCUACAGUAUCGCCACUCUGACAAUAUUGCCUUAUUCUUCAGAUUCCUGGAUGAUAUCGAGCUACCCGAGCUCUUUCGAUUUGAACUCAUUGAUCUCUACGAGAAGAAGAAUCUUCCGAAAGUUAUCCACUGUAUCCAUGCUCUAUCUUGGCUACUGUUCAAAAAUGGCAUGCUGGACUUCCGCAUGGGUAACCUGGUUGGUCAACUUGAAUUCGAACACCACGAACUCGAAAAAACGCAAAAGGGCCUUGACAAAGCAGGUGUCAGCAUGCCGAGCUUUGCGGGCAUGGCUGCGAACUUCGGUGCGGAGCCAGAACCCGAGCCCGAGCCCGUGGAAUCGGAGGAGGAGCGAAUAGACCGGGAAUUGCACGAACACGAAAGCGCAAUCAUUGAUUUCCAGUCUCAAAUUCGAGGAGCUAUCAUGCGCUUGAAGCUUGGAAACACCAUGAAUGACCUUUGGGAUUUUGAACCACUACUCAUCGAAUUGCAAUCGCGUAUGCGGGGCGACUGGGCUCGUCAAGUUAGCCAGUAUCGUCUCCAAAUGCGUCAGUUUGCGGUUCGACUCCAAGCAGUCAGUCGUGGUUUCAUUGUUCGCCACCGCCAACAAGGCGAUAUGCAGUGCCGCAAGGCCCAAGAAUGCGAUAUUCUUGACCUUCAAAGUCUCAUUCGGGCCUCCAAGCUAAGAGCUCAAACAAAUCUACUACAAACUCGCGUCCGGAAAGAGCAAUCUGGAAUAAAGACCUUCCAAGCAGCAAUUAGAGGUGCCCUGCAGCGCAAGGCUGUGGCUGAUCAAUACGAAAACACCCGCCAUGCAGAGAAUGAUGUUACCGCCCUGCAAGCAGCAAUCAGAGGUGCUCUCCAGCGAAAGGUUGUUGGUGACCAAUACGGAGAAACUCGAUCUGCGGAGAAUAAUGUAACUGCCCUUCAAGCAGCCAUUAGGGGCGCUCUUCAACGAAACAUUGUUGCCGAACAAUACGAACAGAGCCGGUCUGCGGAAAAUGACGUGAUCGCCCUUCAGGCGGCAAUUAGAGGUGCCCUUCAGCGAAAUAUUGUUGCCGAUCAAUACGACCAGACUCGAACGGUGGAAAAUGAUGUGAUCGCCCUUCAAGCUGCCAUCCGUGGUUCUUUGCAACGGACUCGAAUGAGUGACCAAUCACAGCAAGUUGAGAAAGCGAGCGGCCCAGUCAAGUCCCUUCAGGCUAUAAUUCGUGGCACCCUUGCUCGUCAGCACGUGGCCCAAGUCAAUGCUUCCCUGCACUGUGAGAGCGCCGCUUUCACCAUUCUGCAAGCAGGUGCCAGGGCACUCGCAGCAAGAAAUCGCCAUUCAAGCCUGGUGGGCGCCUUGCUAGAAACCGAACAGCAGUCUAUCGAGUUGCAAGCCUUGGUGCGAGGUGGUGCGGUCAGGCAGAAGACUGAUGCUCUUCGUGAGGAGCUAGCGCAUCAUACUAUAUCUGUCACGGAUCUGCAGGGACUAAUUAGAGCUAACGCUUUACGACAAUUCCUGGAAUCGCAACACAAUGAGCUUAUGAAUGCCGAAAGCACCGUGCUAGAUGUGCAGGCAAUGGCGAGAGGAAUGAUACAGCGUCAGUACCGGGAUGCGGAACGGAAAGCGCUUGAACAACAUGAACAUGCUAUUGUGGAGAUUCAAUCACUCUCUCGUGCAGCUCUGGAGCGUAUGAAAGUCGGCGAUAUCCUCAAUAGCCUUGAAGACAACGAGGAAGAAGUGGUGGAGCUUCAAGCCCUGGCUCGGGCCAUGAUUCUUCGAGUUCAUGUCGGCGAGAUGCUUGCUGAACUGGAGGAUGAGGAGGACAUUAUCACAGACCUGCAAGCUUGUAUUCGUGGAACCAUCGUCCGUAACCGCUUCGAGGAACGACGCCAUCAUUACAACACGAACAUGGAGAGGGUUAUCAAAGCUCAAAGCGUCAUUCGGGGUCGUAUUCAAGGCCGAGCCUACAAGAGCUUGACGAGUGGAAAGAACCCACCCGUUGGAACAGUGAAAGGCUUUGUGCAUCUGUUAAAUGACAGCGACUUUGACUUUGACGAGGAAAUCGAGUUCGAAAGACUACGGAAGGCAGUUGUUCAACAGGUCAGACAAAACGAGAUGGCAGAGCAGUAUAUUAGCCAGCUUGAUAUCAAGAUUGCGCUACUAGUCAAGAACAAAAUCACCCUUGAUGAAGUAGUCAAGCACCAAAAGCACUUCGGCGGUCACAUUGGGAACCUGCUUUCCAACACUGAUAUCUCGUCUAAAGAUCCAUAUGAUCUGAAGGCCUUGAACAAAACCUCAAGAAGAAAGUUGGACCAAUACCAGGUCUUUUUCUUCCUUCUGCAGACCCAAUCACAAUAUCUCGCAAGACUGUUCCGGCGACUUCGUGAAACCAACACUUCAGACAAGGAAUAUGAGCGAAUCAGACAUCUGAUGAUGGGUUUGUUUGGUUACUCCCAGAAACGCCGAGAAGAAUAUUACCUUGUGAGGCUUCUUGCACGCUCUGUCAAAGAGGAUAUCGAAAGCUUUGCGACAUUGUCCGAGUUCCUGCGCUGUCACUCGUUCUGGAACAAACUGUUCGGUUCCUAUGCCAAGUCACCCCGAGACCGGAAGUUUAUGCGUGAUGUUUUGGGCCCGGUGGUGAAGGAAUCUAUCAUUGACAAUCGAGAACUCGAUCUUGAAAGCGACCCGAUCCAAAUCUACCGUUCCUCCAUCAAUAAUGAGGAGCUCCGCACGGGCCAACGCAGCCGGCGACCUGCGGACCUUCCCCGGGAAGAAGCAAUCAGAGAUCCUGAGACCCGGGAAACGUUCAUUCAGAACCUUCAAGAUCUGCGUGAUGUUGCUGACCAAUUUUUUGCGGCUCUCGAGGAUUUCUUGUAUCGCAUGCCUUUUGGAAUCCGAUACCUCACCAAGCAAAUGUAUGAGAAUCUGCUUGCUCGUUUCCCCAACGAGGACCCUGGAUUCGUUCUCCAGACUGUCGGUCACUGGGCAUGGAAGAGUUACUUCCAGCCGGCAGUGCUAGAGCCAGAGAAGUAUGGCGUGGUGGACCGUGGCCUAACACAGGAACAGAAGAGGAAUCUUGGGGAAAUCGCGAAGGUCGUUGCGCAGGUCGCUUCUGGUAGACUCUUCGGUGCCGAAAAUGUCUACCUUCAACCUUUAAAUACUUACAUCGGCGAGUCAAUACAACGCUUAGGACGCAUUUGGGGGCAGAUGAUUUCGGUCCAGGAUGCAGAAGCCUACUUUGACAUUGAUGAAUUUAAUGAUCUUUAUGCGAAGGCUAAACCGACUUUGUACAUUAAAAUGUCCGACAUUUUUUCCAUCCAUCAACUUGUCGCCUCACAGAUUGAAUUCAUGUGUUCACACCCCGACGACUUCCUCAAACAGCUCGUGCGGGAUUUGGGCAACGUGAAGAGCAACGAGAAUGAAUUGAUGAGUGUCAGCUCCACUGAGAUUAACCUCACACUCAACCCAAAGCUAGCUCAGGUUGAAGAUCCGGAAGCAGCCGUUAAGGCUCUGUUCAUGGAGACUAAGCGAUGCAUUCUAUACAUCAUUCGGGUUCAAAGUGGCACCAGCUUGAUGGACAUCAUGCUCAAGCCACCCAGUGCUGAAGAUGAAGAGCGCUGGGAAACUUUGGUGCGAGAAGAACUGAGUACAGGCAACCCACGCCGGGGAGCUUACUCUGAGGCUAGCACGUUGAUCGAUAUUGGCUCAAUGAGUUAUUCGGAACUGAAGGGUACCGCUUUGGAGAACAUCCUUCGCCUCGAGCAAGCUGGCAAGAUCAGUCGGCACAACCACUACCAGGAUCUUCUCAACGCCAUCGCCAUCGAUAUCCGAACAAAACAUCGACGAAGAAUCCAGCGUGAGCGUGAAUUGGAGGGUGCACGCCUGACCUCGAACCGUCUCAGUGAUCAAGCCUCUUAUUUGGAGGGACAACUCAAGACCUACAACGAUUACAUUGAGCAGGCCAUGAUCACACUUCAGAACAAGAAGGGAAAGAAGCGAUUCUUGAUGCCAUUCACCAAGCAGUGGGAUCACCAGCGAGAACUGCAGAAAUCCGGCAAGGUCUUCAAAUUUGGAUCCUAUAAGUACUCCGCUCGCAAUCUGGCCGAUCGCGGUGUGCUUGUUGCCUGGAAGGGCUAUUCUGAUCGGCAAUUCGAGAGGGUGGACUUGACAAUUUCCAGUAACGAAGUGGGUGUGUUUACCAUGGACGGCAGCAGUGGCAACAUGAUGGUUCCAGGUGCCAAUGCCCAGGUCCCCCUUGAUGACCUAUUGCAAGCUCAAUUCAACAACACACAAUACAUGGACUUUUUUGAGGGGCAGAUGAGGGUCAAUGUGAACCUUUUCUUGCACCUGAUCAUGAAGAAGUUCUAUAAUGAAUAA